AUGUGGCUCCCUUCCUCUUUUUUCACAGCGCUGGCUGCUGUUUCCUCCAUACCUCUAGUAGCUGCGUCAUUAGCUACUCCUCUGCACGAACCUGGGCGUUGCGCCAUCCGAGGUCACUGUGGAAAGCAGGGCUUUUUCGGCUCUGAUCUGCCCUGCCCAGACAAUGGAAAGGCCGCGCCACCAUCCGAUGAAGUGCGCCAAAAGAUAGUGGACCUGUGCGGACCGCAGUGGAAAGAUUCCGACGUUUGUUGCAAGGAAGAGCAAGUCGAUGCCCUGUCAAAGAAUCUCAAGCUUGCCGAGAAGAUCAUCGCCUCGUGUCCUGCUUGCAAGGAGAAUUUCUUCAAUUUAUUCUGCACAUUCACCUGUUCUCCCGAUCAGUCUACUUUCGUCAAUGUUACCGAGACGGGCAAGUCCUCCGCUGGGAAUGAUGUGGUGACGGAACUGGACAACAUUUGGUCAAAGGAGUACCAGAGUAGCUUUUACGACAGCUGCAAAGAGGUCAAGAACGGCGCCAGUGGUGGGAAAGCCAUGGCAUUCAUCGGCGGAGGCGCUCAGAACUAUUCUGAAUUUCUCAAGUUCUUGGGCGACAAGAAGUUUCUCGGCAGUCCGUUUCAGAUCAAUUUUCUGGAGAAAUCGCGCUACAAUGAUUCGGAUGGCUUGGAACCGAGCAAUCCAAAGUCAUACGCCUGUAAUGACACCGAUCCCAAUUAUCGUUGCAGCUGUGUCGAUUGUCCGGCGGUAUGUCCUACACUCGACCCUGUUCACUCGGCGGAAUACUGCCACGUGGGGAAGCUUCCUUGCCUCUCUUUCGCCGUCAUCAUUAUCUAUACCAUCUCGCUACUUCUCCUGGUUACAGCGAUUUCUGGACACAUCGCCUAUAGGAGACACAAGCGAAGAAAGACCGAGCGACUGCAGCUUCUGCAGGACGCCUCUCCUAGUGAUGAUGAGGACGAGGGUGACUUGGUCCACAAUGCUGGAAUGCUAGAAAGACCGCUGCGCAACUACUACCUCAACCAGCUAUUUGAUCGUGCCUUCAGCAGGCUUGGUGGAUUUUGCGCUCGAUAUCCUGCCCUCACAAUAUCCACAAAUAUCUUGUUCAUCGGCUUCCUCAGUCUUGGUUGGUUAAAGUUCGAAGUUGAGAGAGACCCUGUUCGUUUGUGGGUUAGCCCAACAUCUGACGCUGCCCAAGAGAAGGCAUUUUUUGACGCAAAUUUUGGGCCUUUCUACCGCACGGAGCAAGCGUUUCUGGUCAACGACAGAGACUCAGGUGCUGUAAACGCCAGUGUUCUAUCCUAUGAAAAUCUAGAAUGGUGGUUCGAUGUCGAGGCACGCAUUUCUCGCAUGAUGACCAAUGACAACAAAAUCACACUUUCUGAUAUCUGCUUCAAACCCACAGGUUCAGCCUGUGUGGUGCAAUCGGUCAGUGGCUGGUUCGGUGCCGGACUUAUGCAAGACUGGAAGGAACAGAUCGAACUAUGUGCUGCCCACCCAGGAGAUCAGCGCUGCUUACCCGAAUUCAUGGAUCCUCUACAACCAGGCCGUGUUCUCGGUGGUUAUAGCAGUAUUGAUGAAAUUGCGCAAGCAAAGGCACUGAUAACCACUUGGGUGGUCAAUAAUGAUCAACCAGGCACCAAAGCUGAAGCUAGAGCUGAAGAGUGGGAGAGUGCUCUCAAGCAUGAACUGCUCAUUGCUCAGGAUCAGGCUGCUAAUCGUGGCUUGAGACUCUCCUUCAAUACGGAGAGGAGUUUGGAAGAAGAACUCAACAAGUCCACAAACACGGAUGCCAAGAUCGUUGCCAUCAGUUAUGUGGUGAUGUUCAUCUAUGCAUCUCUCGCCCUAGGAUCUGCAAGUCUCUCCCUCAAAUCACUUGUCAACAACCCUUCCAAUGCCUUUGUGCAAUCAAAAUUCACCUUGGGCGUAGUCGGAAUCAUCAUUGUACUGAUGUCAGUGUCCGGCUCGGUCGGGUUGUUCUCUGCACUUGGAGUCAAAGUGACCUUGAUAAUUGCAGAAGUUAUCCCAUUUCUGGUCCUCGCAGUUGGCGUUGACAAUAUUUUCCUCAUCGUACACGAGUUCGAAAGGGUCAAUGUCAGUCACCCAGAUGAAGAGAUUGACGAGAGAGUAGCCAAAGCCAUGGGUCGGAUGGGUCCAAGCAUUUUACUAUCUGCAUCUACUGAAACCAUUGCCUUUGCUAUGGGAGCAUUUGUUGGGAUGCCAGCUGUCAAGAACUUCGCUGCCUACGCUGCAGGUGCGGUCUUUAUCAAUGCGGUAUUGCAGGUGACCAUGUUCGUUUCGGUUCUGGCCUUGAAUCAACGACGUGUGGAAAGUCUAAGGGCGGAUUGCUUUCCCUGUGUUACGGUAAGGCGUGCAAAUGCUGCAAAUCUUCCUGGCCAUUUCUUCGGUAGUGAUGAAGAAGGUUGGUUGCAACGCUUUAUCCGGAAAACCUACGCGCCAGUUAUCUUGGACAACAAGGUCAAGACUUUCAUCCUGACCGCAUUCGUCACUCUCUUUGCUGCAGCAAUUGCGCUCCUUCCCGAGGUUGAACUUGGACUGGAUCAACGUAUCGCAAUUCCGUCGGACUCUUACAUGAUUCCUUACUUCAACGAUCUAUAUGCCUACUUUGGCUCCGGGCCCCCGGUUUAUUUCGUUACACGCAAUUUGAAUACAACCUCAAGAACUCAUCAACAACAGGUUUGCGGUAGAUUCACUACUUGUGACGAAUACUCCUUGUCUUAUAUUCUCGAGCAGGAGUCGAAACGACCAGAAGUCAGCUAUAUCAAUUCAGCUACUGCGAGUUGGAUCGAUGAUUUCUUCUACUGGUUGAAUCCGAUUUCCGAUUGCUGUAAGGAUGACAACGGGGACACCUGCUUCGCAGAAGAUGACUGGAAUAUCACUCUAUCAGGCAUGCCUGAAGGCGAGGAAUUCAUUCACUAUGCCACUAAAUGGCUCCAUGCACCUACCGAUGAGGAAUGUCCGAAUGGUGGACAGGCAGCAUACUCUAAUGCUGUUGUGAUCGACAAAAAGCACACCGAUAUACCUGCAAGCCACUUCCGAACCUUUCAUACACCACUUCAAGGGCAAAGCGAUUUCAUUAAUUCUUUUGCUGCUGCACGAAGAAUUUCGAGCGACAUCUCAAAACGUCACAACAUUGAUGUCUUCCCAUACAGCAAACACUACAUUUUCUUCGAUCAGUAUAGCAAUAUUGUCCGUCUCACUGCUACUCUACUAUUGGUGGCGGUUGCAAUCAUUUUCAUUCUAACUUCAUCUCUACUCGGCUCGUUGUUGACAGGAGCAGUUGUGGCUUUCACUGUCAUCAUGAUUGUUGUCGACAUUAUCGGCGUUAUGGCAGUGGCAGGUGUUUCACUGAAUGCUGUGUCACUUGUUAACUUGGUCAUAUGCGUUGGCAUCGGCGUCGAAUUCUGUGCACAUAUUGCCAGAGCAUUCAUGUUCCCAAGCAAAUCAGUCAUGGAACGUGCAAGACAUAAGUUCCGGGGCAAAGAUCUACGUGCCUGGACAGCUCUCGUGAAUGUUGGAGGCAGUGUCUUCAGUGGCAUUACAAUCACAAAAUUCCUGGGAGUUACAGUUCUGGCAUUCACAAGGAGCAAGAUAUUCGAGAUCUAUUAUUUCCGCAUCUGGCUGGCUCUGGUCAUCCUCGCCAGUUCGCACGCUUUGUUAUUCUUGCCAGUGGCGUUGAGUUUCUUUGGUGGUGAUGGAUAUGUCGACCCCGAAAGUGAGGGCGGCUUAGAGGAAGAUCUCGCUAGUCGUCGGUACCGGAGCCUGCUGCCGGAUGAUGACUAUGACUCUGACGAUUGA
This is a messenger RNA of Exophiala bonariae, 3810 nucleotides long. RefSeq lists its product as uncharacterized. The transcript is spliced from 2 exons. Gene Ontology annotation, cellular component: membrane. Gene Ontology annotation, biological process: sterol transport. Gene Ontology annotation, molecular function: sterol binding. The record is from RefSeq and is a predicted model, not a curated record. Bases 1 to 3810 code for a protein of 1269 amino acids. NCBI's taxonomy places the organism in Eukaryota, Fungi, Ascomycota, Eurotiomycetes, Chaetothyriales, Herpotrichiellaceae.